Molecule: messenger RNA, 7184 nt
Organism: Rhinolophus ferrumequinum (greater horseshoe bat)
Lineage: Eukaryota; Metazoa; Chordata; Mammalia; Chiroptera; Rhinolophidae
Gene: HCN4
Product: hyperpolarization activated cyclic nucleotide gated potassium channel 4
Exons: 8
Coding region: 987-4577 (1196 amino acids)
Biological process (GO): transmembrane transport; potassium ion transport
Cellular component (GO): membrane
Molecular function (GO): voltage-gated potassium channel activity
Source: RefSeq, a predicted model, not a curated record
CAAAAUCUCCAGGAAAAGGCGAGCCCAGAGCUCGGAGGGGAGAUCGGGAAACCCCGCCCUCCAAUCUUGGGGUGAGGAAUUGGCAACCCAAGCCGGAACCCUAGACUUGGGGCGCGCUCUCAACCCAUGGCCAAUGAAAGAUAUUUGAGGGUUUAGGAUUAAGAACGCUUCUCACCCCAAUCCCUAAGGUCCGGCGAGGGUGUACCCUCGCCCCUCACCGGGAGCGCCCCCCGGCCACCCGCCCGGCCCCCGGCCCGCGUCGCUGCCCCUUUAAGAAGCCCAGGUAGGCAGGCCCGGCUGCGGGAGCCGCUCCUAUGGCAACCCGCGAGAUGCCGCGGCUUCAUGAAUAUUCCGGGGCGCGGGAGCUGAGCGCUGCCGGAGGGCGCUCUGGGGGAGGCGGCCGCUGAUGUAAGCCUGGCGGGCCGCUGGGCUCCGCUCGGUUGCGGCGGGAGCCCCGGGACCGGCCGGCCGGCCUCGGCCAGAGGAGGCGAAGAGAGCUCGAGAGUGGCUGAGCACAAAGCCGGGGCGGCGGGACAGACGGACAGCCCGCCUGCUCGCGGGACGCACGCCCGGGAGGCGCGCCGGCUGUGCGCUCUGCGCUCCGGAGCAGUUCUCCCGGCGCCGCGGCCCAAGCCCCGCUUCUCCCCGCGCCCAUUGUUCCCCGCGGGGGCGGGGCGCCUGGAGCCCAGCCGCGCGCCGCGCCCCUGAACGCAGGAGGGAGGAAGGGAGAAAGGGAGGGAGCGCGGGGUCCCCGCGCCCAGCCUGGCUCGGGAGGAGGCGCCGUGCGGCAAGCCCUGGGAGCCGGAGCGGGACUGGGCGCCUCCCGCGCGGCACGCAGCCUGCCCGAGCAUGGGCGCCUAGGCGGCCCGGCGCCGGCGGCGAAGGACGCGUCCCCGCGGGCGGACUGACCGGCCGGCGGACCUGGGGCCGGCCCGCGGCGCCGCACCCGUGCCCCUGGCCCGGGCCCGGCCCCCGCCCCUGGCGCCAUGGACAAGCUGCCGCCGUCUAUGCGCAAGCGGCUCUACAGCCUUCCGCAGCAGGUGGGGGCCAAGGCGUGGAUCAUGGACGAGGAAGAGGACGCCGAGGAAGAGGGGGCUGGGGGCCGCCAGGACCCCAGCCGCAGGAGCAUCCGGCUGCGGCCGCUGCCCUCGCCCUCGCCCUCGGCGGCCGCGGGCGGCACCGAGUCCCGGUGCGCGGCCCUCGGGGCGGCGGACGGCGAGGGGCCCGCCCGCGGCGCGGGCAAGUCCAGCACGAACGGCGACUGCAGGCGCUUCCGCGGGAGCCUGGCCUCGCUGGGCAGCCGGAGCGGCGGCGGAGCGGGGGGCGGCAGCAGUCACGGGCACCUGCAUGACUCCGCGGAGGAGCGGCGGCUCAUUGCCGAGGGCGACGCGUCCCCCGGCGAGGACAGGACGCCCCUGGGCCUGGCGGGCGAGCCCGAGCGCCCCUGCGCCUCGGCGCAGCCCGCAGCUUCUCCGCCGCCGCCCCAGCAGUCGCCGCAGCCGGCCUCCGCCUCCUGCGAGCAGCCCUCGGUGGACACAGCUAUCAAAGUGGAGGGAGGUGCGGCCGCCGGCGACCAGAUCCUCCCCGAGGCUGAGGUGCGCCUGGGCCAGGCCGGUUUCAUGCAACGCCAGUUCGGGGCCAUGCUCCAGCCCGGGGUCAACAAAUUCUCCCUGAGGAUGUUCGGCAGCCAGAAAGCCGUGGAGCGUGAGCAGGAGAGGGUAAAGUCGGCCGGGUUUUGGAUCAUCCACCCCUACAGCGACUUCAGAUUCUACUGGGACCUGACCAUGCUGCUGCUAAUGGUGGGGAACCUGAUCAUCAUCCCUGUGGGCAUCACCUUCUUCAAAGAUGAGAACACCACACCCUGGAUCGUCUUCAAUGUGGUGUCAGACACGUUCUUCCUCAUCGACUUGGUCCUCAACUUCCGCACAGGGAUCGUGGUGGAGGACAACACAGAGAUCAUCCUGGACCCGCAGCGGAUUAAGAUGAAGUACCUCAAAAGCUGGUUCGUGGUGGAUUUCAUCUCUUCCAUCCCCGUGGACUACAUCUUUCUCAUUGUGGAGACGCGCAUCGACUCGGAGGUCUACAAGACAGCCCGGGCCCUGCGCAUCGUCCGCUUCACCAAGAUCCUCAGCCUCCUGCGCCUUCUGCGUCUCUCCCGCCUCAUUCGAUACAUUCACCAGUGGGAAGAGAUCUUCCACAUGACCUACGACCUGGCGAGCGCCGUGGUCCGCAUCGUGAACCUCAUCGGCAUGAUGCUGCUGCUGUGCCACUGGGACGGCUGCCUGCAGUUCCUGGUGCCCAUGCUGCAGGACUUCCCCGACGACUGCUGGGUGUCCAUCAACGGCAUGGUGAACAACUCCUGGGGAAAGCAGUACUCCUACGCGCUGUUCAAGGCCAUGAGCCACAUGCUGUGCAUCGGGUAUGGACGGCAGGCGCCCGUGGGCAUGUCCGACGUCUGGCUCACCAUGCUCAGCAUGAUCGUGGGCGCCACCUGCUACGCCAUGUUCAUCGGCCAUGCCACCGCCCUCAUCCAGUCCCUGGACUCCUCCCGCCGCCAGUACCAGGAGAAGUACAAGCAGGUGGAGCAGUACAUGUCCUUCCACAAGCUCCCGCCCGACACCCGGCAGCGCAUCCAUGACUACUAUGAGCACCGCUACCAGGGCAAGAUGUUCGAUGAGGAGAGCAUCCUGGGCGAGCUGAGUGAGCCGCUGCGGGAGGAGAUCAUCAACUUUAACUGCCGGAAGCUGGUGGCCUCCAUGCCUCUGUUUGCCAACGCGGACCCCAACUUCGUGACAUCCAUGCUGACCAAGCUGCGCUUCGAGGUCUUCCAGCCAGGCGACUACAUCAUCCGCGAGGGCACCAUCGGCAAGAAGAUGUACUUCAUCCAGCACGGCGUGGUCAGCGUGCUCACCAAGGGCAACAAAGAGACCAAGCUGGCGGAUGGAUCCUACUUCGGAGAGAUCUGCCUGCUGACGCGGGGCCGGCGCACGGCCAGCGUGCGGGCUGACACCUAUUGCCGCCUGUACUCGCUGAGCGUGGACAACUUCAACGAGGUGCUGGAGGAGUACCCCAUGAUGCGGCGGGCCUUCGAGACGGUGGCGCUGGACCGCCUGGACCGCAUCGGCAAGAAGAACUCCAUCCUCCUACACAAAGUCCAGCACGACCUCAACUCAGGCGUCUUCAACUACCAGGAGAACGAGAUCAUCCAGCAGAUCGUGCAGCACGACCGUGAGAUGGCCCACUGUGCGCACCGUGUCCAGGCCGCCGCCUCGGCCGCCCCGACCCCCACGCCCGUCAUCUGGACCCCGCUGAUCCAGGCGCCGCUGCAGGCCGCCGCCGCUACCACUUCUGUGGCCAUAGCCCUCACUCACCACCCGCGCCUGCCCGCUGCCAUCUUCCGCCCUCCCCCGGGCCCUGGGCUCGGCAGCCUCGGGGCGGGGCAGACACCCCGGCACCUGAAGCGGCUGCAGUCCUUGAUCCCUUCCGCACUGGGUUCUGCCUCACCCGCCAGCAGCCCAUCUCAGGUGGACACGCCGUCGUCUUCCUCCUUCCACAUCCAACAGCUGGCUGGAUUCUCUGCCCCCGCCGGACUGAGCCCCCUCCUACCUUCAUCCAGCUCUUCCCCACAGCCCGGGGUCUCUGGCUCCUCUCCCGCUCCCACACCGUCCACCAGCGCAGCUGGCAUCACCACAGCUGGUUUUGGCCACUUCCACAAGGCACUGGGCGGCUCCCUGUCCUCUUCCGACUCACCCCUGCUCACCCCAUUGCAGCCGGGUGCCCGCUCCCCACAGGCUAACCAGCCGCCUCCCCCACUGCCGGGGGCCCGGGGAGGCCUGGGACUCCUGGAGCACUUCCUGCCACCCCCACCCUCGUCCAGGUCCCCAUCCAGUCCUGGGCAGCUGGGCCAACCUCCCGGGGAGUUGUCCCCAGGUCUGGCUGCAGGCCCAUCAGCUACGCCAGAGACACCCCCACGGCAGCCUGAGCGCCCGUCUGUGGCAGGGGCCUCUGGGGGGGCUUCUCCUGUAGCCUUUACCCCCCGAGGAGGUCUCAGCCCCCCUGGCCACAGCCCAGGCCCUCCAAGAACUUUCCCGAGUGCCCCACCCCGGGCCUCUGGUUCCCAUGGUUCCUUGCUCCUGCCACCUGUAUCCAGCCCCCCGCCCCCCCAGGUUCCCCAGCACCGGGGCACACCACCCCUCACCCCAGGCCGCCUCACCCAGGACCUCAAGCUCAUCUCAGUCUCUCAACCGACCCUACCCCAGGAUGGGGCGCAGACUCUCCGCAGAGCCUCCCCUCACUCUUCUGGGGAGUCGGUGGCUGCCUUCCCGCUCUUCCCCAGAGCCGGGGGUGGCAGCGGGAGCAGCGGUGGCCUCGGCCCUCCUGGGAGGCCCUAUGGUGCCAGCCCUGGCCAGCAUGUCACUCUGCCUCGGAAGACAUCCUCAGGUUCUUUGCCACCCCCUCUUUCUUUCUUUGGGGCAAGAGCCACCUCUUCUGGGGGCCCCGCUCUGACUGCUGCUCCCCAGAGGGAACCUGGGGCCAGGUCUGAGCCAGUGCGCUCCAAACUGCCGUCCAAUCUAUGAGCUGGGGCCCCUCCCUCCCUCUUUUCUCCUUUCUUCCUUCAGGUUUAACUGUGAUUAGGAGAUACACCAAUAACAAUAAUAAUUAUCAUUAAAAAAAAAAACUCACUCCAGAAAAACAAAAGACAGCAGAAAAUAACCAGGUAUUCUUAGAGCUAUAGAUUUUUGGUCACUUGCUUUUAUAAACUAUUUUAAUACUCAGCACUGGGGGGUGGGGGGGUGGGGGAGGAGAGCAGGCAAGGCCCAAAUGCAAAAGCUGGAGGAAAGCGGGAUUGCUGGGGCUUGGUAGGGGUGGGGGUGACCCAUGUUUGGGGUUUCUAGAGCAGACCUGUCAUUGUAUUCGUUUUAGGGCACCAGCCACCACCAGCCCCUUAGCUGUGAACUUGGCACGCCACUCUGCUGGGCGUUACCUUGUUCCCCAGGGAAGGGGCUGCCUUUGGGUGUCUUCCUGGGAGUGCUCAGUCACCUGAGUCCUUGGAACAAAACGGGGCCAGGGCCCUGAGAAUCUUGUUCUUUCUUUUUUUUUUACUGCAAAUGUAGCAAGAUAUGUAUAUGUAUAUGUAUGUAAGACUUGUAUACGUAUAGCUAUGUAUAGCUAUGUAGUGCUCUGUGGAGCCAUGUAGAUAGCCAUUCACCUGUGUGCACAUGUGUGUGCAAUCUAGUGUAACCCCAUGUUGUCAGGACACCCAGGUCACCUUACAUCUAGCAGCCCGCCUUGGCCUGAAGGCUGGGCACUGCAGGGUCUGGGGGAAAUAAUUCUUUCCAGUCCUCAGGGAAGAGGACCGCAGGACCUCCCAACAGGCCCGCUCUCCCUAUCUUUGGUCUCAGAUCCAAUCCUAGCCCAGCCUCUCACCACAAGGAAGCAGAAGAGUCUGGGCUGUGCCUCUCCUUUCCUGUAGGUCCUCAAGCAUAUCCUGUCACCUCUGUGGCCCUCAGUUCUUUUGUCUGUACAGUGGGAGGCGAAGGGAACUUUUAGUUAUUAUGUCUGCUCUGUGCCAAGCACUGGUUUAGCACUUUACACACAUCAACUCCUUCAAUUUCACAAAGACCGUGAUUCUCCCCAUUUCACAGAUGAGGAAACAGAGUUUUGGGUAAUUUUUCCAGAAUCACGUAAUUAGGCAUGGGAAAGCUGGGACAGAUCUGAGAUUUAAAUUCAUGUUUGCCUGAGGCUAAAGCCUAGAUUCCUUCCAUUAGAAAACUGUGUUGAGAGUCUGAGCUAGACUAUUCCCAAGCGUGGUUCAGAAGGUAGAGACCAGAUUUUGGAGGCAAUAAAAAUCUGGAGCGUUCGAAUCCCAGCCGUGCCACUUAGCUAUGUGACCUUGGACAAGUUAUCUGACCUUCCUGAGGCUGUUACCUCAUAUGUAAAUUGGGAAUAAUUACGGUACCUUCUCACGAGGACCAGAUGAGAAAAGUAGUGUAUGUGAAAUGCCCAGCCCAGCGCCUGGCACAUGCCAUAGUAGGUGCUCAAUAAACCAUAUUUCUUCUGCCCCUCCAUGCACCGCAGGCCCAGCCCAUUGCUCCAGCAAGCUGUGGGGAGAGCCCAGGGAGCUUUGGCUGAGGGCUCCAAGACUUACGAUCUCAGGACAUGGGAGGUAGCGGGGCCUCCCGAAGGGCCUAAGAAAGGUCUUAGGUGUGUGGCCAAGGUAGGCUUGAGCCAGGCCUUGCGAUGAGGGAUGAGUUAGAGAAAGGGAGGGAGGAAAAGAAAGGAAGGAGGGAGACAGGGUGGAGUGGAAUGCACAGUGGGGAACCUGACAAUGGUGGAGUCGGGCUUUGGGAGAUCCCGAGGCCAGUGGUCAGAGGGAGGGCCUUGGAUGACAGACGGGCUGAGGGGAUUGGCCAGCUUCUGCAGGCAACUAGGAGCCAGAAGCAGGCCUGAUGUGGGGGUCACUGUGACGCAGCCCAGAUGCCUCCUGAAGCACAGUCAUCCCCAAGCAGACCCUACCGAGCCCAGGUCAGCGGCCUGCCUCCUGCUUGUAUGGUAGCACAGGUUUGGCUACCAAGACCUGGCUAAAGAGGAGGGCUGGGCCCACGGUGUCCUUCCACAAUGGUCCUCGCUCCAAGCCAGAAUGUUGACAAAAUCAGGUUUUGUCCUGAGCUGUUCUGAGAUAGGGGACAGACCAGUUUUUGCAGUGAUGAGCCACAGGACAUGAGGCAAUCAUCCAGGAGAGAAGAGGGGUGUCAGGGAGAGAUGAGACGCCGCCUGGUCUCGGUCCCUACCAGGCAGGCGAAGCCCCUCAGGCCCAGGCAGCUCUCAGCUAGAAUUGAAACGGAAGCUUCAACCUGCUUCUGCUCACACCCCUAAGAAGGCAGCAGGGCCCGCUCAAUCCAAACCCACAGUCUAGUCCUGGAAGGGGCAGGAGUGGGGGCGCAGGGUCCAAGGGCAUGAGGAAUGAGGACAACCCCUUGCCAUCAGGGCCUGGACACACACGCACGCACAUUUUAUAAAAGCUCUGACCCAGCCCCGCCACUCUGUGGAGAUGGGAAGCCAGGGCCGGUCAGUGGACCGUUCGAUCCCCAAUCCCUCACAAGCAAUUUUCAAAUCUUCCACUUUUAAAACAGAAAACGGUAACUGCGCCGUGUUGUAUAUUUUAUUUAAAUAAAAAAAUUCCA